Molecule: messenger RNA, 970 nt
Organism: Monodelphis domestica (gray short-tailed opossum)
Lineage: Eukaryota; Metazoa; Chordata; Mammalia; Didelphimorphia; Didelphidae
Gene: SAP18
Product: Sin3A associated protein 18
Biological process (GO): negative regulation of DNA-templated transcription
Cellular component (GO): nucleus
Molecular function (GO): transcription factor binding; transcription corepressor activity
Source: RefSeq, a predicted model, not a curated record
CAGCGCUAGUCCCUCCCACUCCCGCCCCACCCACUCGCUGACUCUAGGCUUCAGGAACUAGAUGCGCACGCGCCGCAGAGAAGGCCUGGUCAUAUCGUGCGCCUGCGCUGGAGAGCCGCCUCGCCUUGCCCCGCCUCUUCCCUCCCUAUAAGUCUGUCGAGAUUCUCCUCGCGAGAGACUUCGUUCAUUCAUGCUCGCGGCCGGGGUCGGAGGUCACAGUGAGCGUCUAGGAGGCCGAAGGAGGAAGAUGGCAGUGGAGUCCCGCGUCACCCAGGAGGAAAUUAAGAAGGAGCCGGAGCAGCCCAUUGACCGAGAGAAGACGUGCCCUCUGCUUCUGCGGGUCUUCACCACUAAUAACGGCCGACAUCACCGAGUGGAAGAGUUCUCCCGCGGAAACGUGCCUUCGAGUGAGCUGCAGAUCUACACCUGGAUGGAUGCAACCUUGAAAGAAUUGACUAGUUUAGUAAAAGAGGUCUACCCAGAAGCUCGAAAGAAGGGUACACACUUCAAUUUUGCUAUUGUUUUCACAGAUGUUAAAAGACCUGGUUAUCGAGUGAAAGAGAUUGGCAGUACUAUGUCUGGCAGAAAGGGAACUGAUGACUCCAUGACCCUACAGUCACAGAAGUUCCAAAUAGGAGAUUAUUUGGACAUAGCAAUCACUCCUCCAAAUCGGGCACCACCUCCCUCAGGGCGCAUGAGACCAUAUUAAACUUUGUUUACAAUUUCUUGCAUUUGUUUGACAUUGUGUCAAUAUCAGCUCUUUAUUGCCUUUAAGCUUUGGAAGCCCUAAACCUAUUUUUAAAUCAUUUGUUUUAAGAAUUAAAACCUUGGCUCUGUUUUGGUGGUUGUGCAAAUAUUGGCAGAUGAGGGGCUAUGUUUCAAAUCUUGUGUAAAAUAUAAGAACAUAAAAGUGCUCUUAGCAUUCUCAUUGAAAGUGUCUUGCUAAAAUACACUUGUGCAAUUGAACUGA